Molecule: messenger RNA, 1786 nt
Organism: Haliotis rubra (blacklip abalone)
Lineage: Eukaryota; Metazoa; Mollusca; Gastropoda; Lepetellida; Haliotidae
Product: cyclin-dependent kinase 9-like
Exons: 4
Coding region: 86-1135 (349 amino acids)
Biological process (GO): protein phosphorylation
Cellular component (GO): nucleus
Molecular function (GO): ATP binding; cyclin-dependent protein serine/threonine kinase activity
Source: RefSeq, a predicted model, not a curated record
GUAGUACACAUACGCUGACAAAACAAUCUUGCUCUUGAUCGCGCAAUAAUGUAACAUCGAAGAAAACAAAUCUGCUCUGUCAGCAAUGAGUAGUCAAACGGAAGACCUUGUGUUUCCCUAUUGUGAAAAUGCCAGUGAAAAAUAUGAGAAGCUCACAAAAAUUGGCCAAGGCACUUUUGGGGAAGUGUUCAAGGCCAGGAAUCGUGAGACCAAGAGCUUGGUGGCCAUGAAGAAGGUGCUCAUGGAGAAUGAGAAGGAAGGGUUCCCCAUCACGGCUAUACGAGAGAUAAAGAUACUGCAGCUCCUCAAGCACGAGAAUGUUGUCAACCUCCUGGAGAUAUGCCGGACAAAAGGUGAGAGGGCUGUUCUAAAUGCAGGGUCAGCGUUCACACUGGGGGAAAUUAAGAAGGUCAUGCAACAGCUGCUCAAUGGCCUCUACUUCAUUCACAGCAACAAGAUCCUCCACCGCGACAUGAAAGCAGCCAACAUCCUCAUCACCAAGAAUGGCACGCUCAAACUGGCAGAUUUUGGUCUUGCUCGAGCAUUCAGCGCUGCCAAAGGAAGUCAGCCAAACAGAUAUACCAACCGUGUUGUGACCUUAUGGUAUCGGCCACCAGAACUAUUGCUUGGGGAGAGGAACUAUGGCCCCCAGAUUGACGUGUGGGGUGCAGGGUGUAUCAUGGCUGAAAUGUGGACUCGAUCGCCCAUCAUGCAGGGCAACACAGAGCAGCACCAGCUCCAGCUCAUCAGCCAGUUGUGUGGCUCCAUCAACCCGGAGGUGUGGGUGGGGGUAGAUAAGCUGGAGCUGUAUGGGAAGAUUGAGCUCCCCAAAGGCCAGAAGAGGAAGGUCAGGGAGAGGUUAAAGCCGUAUGUUCGGGAUCAGUAUGCUAUUGAUCUUCUGGACAAGCUUCUCACCCUGGAUCCAUCUAAAAGGCUGGACUGUGACACUGCUUUGAAUCAUGAUUUAUUCUGGUCGGAUCCCAUGCCAACAGAGCUGACGCAGAUGUUGUCCAGGCAUACCACGUCAAUGUUUGAGUACCUGGCCCCGCCCCGUCGUCGUGGACCUGUCCAUCCUCAUGCACCAGCACACAGACCAUCCCACAAUCCUGAUCAGCAUUUUGAGAGGGUCUUCUGAUUGGUUGUCAGGUCAAGAAGGUCGUCCGAUUUGUUGUGUGGAAGAGAGUGACUUCGAGAUGGGCGUUAGGAUGUCAUGAGACGAAGGGUAAUAGACAUCUUCUGCACUAUAAAGCAGUCAUACUGUUGUAGCCUAAAGUUUCAACACUCAUUAUGAUUAGGGUUGGUUCAGGUUCCUGGACCUAACUGCAUGAAGUGGUUAAACUGGUUAGUGUAAAGUUAGUCACUUCUGUAGCUGUCAUGAGGGUUGUACAUGCUUUCCUAAUACUCUGGCGCCAAUCAAGGUUUCUGUUGGGUAGAUAGUUUUUGUUUGUAACUCAAUGACAAGGGUACAAGUCAGUAUAUCUUUUUGAUACUUGUUGUUUAAUGCUAAAUUAGUGAUAUGUGUGUGUAUGUAAUAGUCAACAGUAAGCUAUGCAUACUUCAGUAAGAACGUUGUGACAGUAAAUCUCCACUUAGGUCAUUUUUUUUGUUUCUUGGAGUGAGCAUUUUGACAUAUUUGUCAGGUGAUAAUAAUGAAGACGGUAGUUUUUAUGAAGAAUCACGUUUAGAAUAGAAUAGAAUAAUACUUUAAUGCCUUUUCAGGAAUUUGUGUUACAUCAGCAGAGCUACUGACACAUCAGAGAGAUACAAAACAUAUUUACAUAAAUUC